AUGGCUUCAUUCAUCACCACAAUGUCUGUCCCUACCCCUGUUCCUACCCCUGCCCUCAUUCAUAACCCUUCUACCCCGGACCCCGAGUGUGAAUCCUUGUCGGCGCAAAUUCCCUCUUUAAGCCUAAGCCCCUCUGUUCUCGCCCAAACAAUUCGCACGUCACACAUUCCUUUUCUGGAACCCCCAUCAUAUCUUUCGCCAGCCGUACGCGCACUUAGAGAAGGCUGCUUUGAACUAACACCUCCCAGCAAUGCGCGCACGAGAGCACCCUUCAAGCCCCGAUCCACUGUCAAGGGCACGAACAGCUACCAACUACGACAAUUCGCCGAGGCCACCUUGGGCAGUGGUAGUCUGCGCAAGGCAGUCCUUCUCCCCGAGGGAGAAGAUUUGAAUGAAUGGCUUGCGGUUAACAUUGUCGACUUCUACAAUCAGAUCAACCUUCUCUAUGGGUCUAUAACUGAAUUCUGUUCACCACAGACAUGUCCGGAGAUGAAGGCAACCGACGAGUUCGAGUACCUGUGGCAAGAUUCAGAGAACUACAAGCGACCUACCAAGAUGUCCGCACCCGAGUAUAUUGAACACCUGAUGAGCUGGGUGCAGAGCAAUAUCGAUAACGAGCAGAUGUUCCCUAGCCGAAUCGGCGUACCAUUUCCAAAGACCUUCCCUAGUCUCCUCCGACAGAUUUUCAAGCGACUGUACCGUGUCUACGCACAUGUCUACUGUCAUCACUACCCGGUUAUCGUACAUCUCGGCCUCGAACCGCACAUGAACACUAGCUUCAAGCACUAUGUCUUGUUCAUUGACGAGCAUAGAUUGGCUAGCGGUAAGGAUUUCUGGGGUCCGCUCGGCGACCUAGUCGACAGCAUGCUGCGAAGCGACUAA
Penicillium taxi is the source of this 882-nucleotide messenger RNA. RefSeq names its product Mob1/phocein family protein. The transcript is spliced from 4 exons. Gene Ontology annotation, molecular function: protein kinase activator activity. Gene Ontology annotation, cellular component: nucleus; cytoplasm. The record is from RefSeq and is a predicted model, not a curated record. NCBI's taxonomy places the organism in Eukaryota, Fungi, Ascomycota, Eurotiomycetes, Eurotiales, Aspergillaceae. Bases 1 to 882 code for a protein of 293 amino acids. Gene Ontology annotation, biological process: signal transduction; cell division; positive regulation of protein phosphorylation.